CCCUCCCGCGCCCUUGGAAGAUGGCAGUUUGGGGAAGGGCUGGAAGUUGCAGCCCGGGAGCGGAGCGGUAAGAGGCAGCGGCAGGGAAGAUUGCAUCUUCAGAUUUACCUCAUCUUGGCCAGAACAUUCCAAUCUGGUCUACUGUUGCCGAGAUCUGGUCUCGAUCUGUUAACAAUUUAUCGUUUCAUCAGCAACAAUGAGCUCCACAACACAGCCAGAUGGAGUUUCUGGACGUGAACAGCUCUUUGCUCAGCAAAGAAUGCACAGUAUGAUCAGCUCAGUGGAUGUAAAGUCAGAGGUUCCUGUGGGAUUGGAGCCCAUCACCCCACUGGACUUGCGAACAGAUCUCAGGAUGAUGGUUCCCAUUGUGGACCCAAUUAUGCGCGAAAAGCAGCUCCAGCAGGAGCUACUUCUGAUCCAGCAGCAGCAGCAAAUUCAGAAACAACUUCUGAUUGCGGAGUUUCAGAAACAGCAUGAAAACUUGACCCGACAGCACCAGGCCCAGCUCCAGGAGCACAUCAAGUUACAACAGGAACUCCUCACCAUUAAACAACAGCAAGAACUCCUUGAAAAGGAGCAGAAACUGGAGCAGCAGAGGCAAGAGCAGGAGCUAGAGAGACAUCGCAGGGAACAGCAACUUCCUCCCCUCAGAGGCAAAGAAAGAGGCCGAGAAAGGGCAGUGGCAAGCACAGAAGUGAAGCAGAAACUUCAAGAGUUCCUGUUGAGUAAAUCAGCAACAAAAGACUCUCCAACUAAUGGGAAGAAUCAUUCCACGAGCCGCCACCCCAAGCUCUGGUACACGGCUGCCCACCAUACCUCACUGGAUCAAAGCUCUCCACCCCUGAGUGGGGCCUCUCCGUCAUACAAAUACACUUUACCAGGAGCACAGGAUGCCAAGGAUGAUUUUCCACUUCGAAAAACUGCCUCGGAGCCCAACUUGAAGGUGCGUUCCAGGUUAAAACAGAAGGUGACAGAAAGGAGAAGCAGCCCCUUACUCAGGCGGAAGGAUGGAAAUGUUGUCAGUUCAUUCAAAAAGAGACUGUUUGAAGUGACAGAGUCGUCAGUUAGUAGCAGUUCUCCAGGAACAGGGCCCAGCUCACCAAGCAACGGCCCUACUGGAAGUAUGACAGAAAAUGAAACCUCACUUUUGCCAUCUAAUUCUCAAGCUGAGCACUUGGUUUCACAACAACGUAUUCUGAUUCAUGAAGAAUCGAUGAACCUGUUGAGUUUGUAUACUUCUCCUUCUUUGCCCAACAUUACCUUGGGACUUCCAGCGGUACAAUCCCAGUUCAGUGCUUCAUCUUCACUCAAAGAAAAACAGAAGUGUGAGACCCAGACACUGAGGCAGGGAGUGGCUCUUCCUGGACUGUAUGGGGGAAACAUGCCUCCCUCUUCAGCUCAGCCUCAUAUUGCUCUAGAGGGAAAACCUAACAGUAGCCAUCAGGCUCUCCUGCAACAUUUGUUACUGAAGGAACAAAUGAGACAGCAAAAGCUUCUUGUGACUGGAGGGGUUCCUCUCCAUCCACAGUCUCCAUUAGCAUCAAAGGAGAGAGUCUCACCAGGCAUCAGAGUUGCCCACAAGUUGCCUCGUCAUAGGCCCCUGAAUCGAACCCAGUCAGCUCCACUGCCUCAGAGCACUUUGGCCCAGCUGGUCAUUCAGCAGCAGCACCAGCAGUUCCUGGAGAAGCAGAAACAGUACCAGCAACAGAUUCACAUGAACAAAAUGCUCUCUAAAUCCAUCGAACAGCUAAAGCAGCCUGGCAAUCAUCUAGAAGAAGCUGAAGAAGAGCUUCAUGGAGAUCAUGCUAUGCAGGAAGAAAGAGCUCCCUCUAGUGGUAACAGCAUUAGGGAUGACAGCUGCAGCAUUUGUGUGGAUGACAGAAUAGGACAGCAUGUGGGGGCUGUGAAAGUGAAAGAGGAGCCACUGGACACUGACGACGAUAAUCAAACCCAGCAAAUGGAAUCUGGGGAGCAGGCUGCUUUUAUGCAACAGCAGAUCCUGGAGCAUCAGCGUAUCCACCAGUUGCAAAUGUACCAGGCUCAGAUGGCUACAGUUGGCAUGGCAGGAUUAGAUAAACAUCGGCCUGUUUCCAGGACCCAGUCUUCCCCUGCUGCUUCCACAUUACCUCAUCCAGCAAUGGACCGGCCCAUCCAGCCUGUCUACAUGACUGGUGUUGUCUAUGACAGUCUAAUGCUGAAGCACCAAUGCAUGUGUGGCAACUACGCCAAUCAUCCUGAGCAUGCUGGAAGAAUACAAAGCAUCUGGUCGAGGCUGCAAGAAACGGGGUUGCUAAACAAAUGCGAGCGAAUUCGAGGUCGAAAAGCCAGUCUGGAGGAAAUACAGCUGGUUCACUCUGAACAUCAUUCACUGCUAUAUGGCACCAGCCCCCUGAACAGACAGAAGCUGGACCCCAGGAAACUCCUAGGUCUCGUGUCUCAAAAAAUCUUUUCCUUGUUGCCUUGUGGGGGACUUGGGGUGGACAGUGACACCAUUUGGAAUGAGCUGCAUUCGUCCGGCGCUGCACGCAUGGCUGUUGGCUGUGUCAUCGAACUGGCUUCCAAAGUAGCCUCUGGAGAGCUGAAGAAUGGUUUUGCUGUUGUAAGGCCCCCAGGCCAUCAUGCUGAAGAAUCAACAGCCAUGGGGUUCUGCUUUUUUAAUUCGGUUGCAAUUACUGCCAAAUACUUGAGAGACAAGCUAAAUAUAGGCAAGAUAUUGAUUGUAGAUAUGGAUGUUCACCAUGGCAAUGGUACACAGCAGGCUUUUUAUGCUGACCCCAGCAUCCUGUAUGUUUCCCUCCAUCGCUAUGAUGAAGGCAACUUCUUCCCUGGCAGUGGAGCCCCAAAUGAGGUUGGAAGAGGCCUUGGCAAAGGAUAUAAUGUAAAUAUUGCUUGGACAGGUGGCUUGGAUCCCCCCAUGGGAGAUGUAGAGUACCUAACAGCAUUCAGGACUGUGAUUAUGCCAAUUGCCAAUGAGUUUGAUCCGGACAUUGUCCUAGUAUCAGCUGGAUUUGAUGCUGUGGAAGGCCACGAUGCUCCAUUAGGCGGGUACAAAGUCACAGCUAAAUGUUUUGGUCACCUAACGCAGCAGUUGCUGAAGCUAGCAGCUGGCCGUGUGGUGCUGGCACUGGAGGGAGGACAUGACCUUACUGCCAUCUGUGAUGCAUCUGAAGCCUGCGUAAAUGCCCUUCUAGGAAAUGAGCUGGAGCCUCUCCCAGAAGAUAUGCUGCACCAAACCCCUAAUAUGAAUGCAAUCGCUUCUUUACAAAAGGCCACUGAAAUUCAAAGCAAGUACUGGAAGUCAGUGAAGCCGUAUCCUGUGCUAGUGGGUUGUGCUCUGGCUGAGACUCAGAAACAAGAGAGAGAGGAGACGGAGACUGUCUCUGCUAUGGCCUCACUGUCAGUGGAUGUUGAACAGUCUUUUUCUCAGGAAGACAGCAGAGCUGCUGGCGAGCCCAUGGAAGAAGAGCCAGCCUUGUGAAGUGCCAAGUCCUCCCUGAUAUUUCCUGUGUGUGACAUCAUUGUGUAUCCCCCCAAAGCACCCUCAGACAUGUCUUGUCUGCUGCUUGGGUGGCACAGAUCAGAUGGAACAUAAACACUGGGCACAAAACUCUGAACAGCAGCUUCACUUGUUCUUUGGAUGGACUUGAAAGGGCCCUAAAGAUUCCUUAAAUGUAACCACUACAAUUCUAAAGUUACAAUAAAUCAGGCUUGAGAGAAAGAGCCUAGUGCAUGCUUUUAAUAUGCUGUGAGACCCACUCACUGACAUAAAUUGUGAAAUAGAAAUAUUAAAAUAUUCUACAUGAUAGAUUAUUGAUAGUUACAAGAAUUGCAACAUCCAGCAAAAUUCUGGGGAAAAUCCACGAAUCACUCUUUCUGACAUUCUGAAACACUUUUUACUGGGUAAUUGUUUUCACACUGUGUUAAAUUGUUAAUAGAAUUUGUUUUCUGUGCUCAGUGUAAUGAAAUAAUGGAUAGCUCAUAAACUGUCUUAUUUAAGGCAAUGUACUGAAAUCUUGUUUGGAUAAAUUAAAGACGUAAAUUAGGAUGAGGGAAUUUUAGCUAAAAAGAAAGCACUGCUUACUGUACUUUAAGUCCCCCAAAGUACUGUGCUUAGUGGUGCUUUAUUUUAUUUUCUCUCUUUCUAGAAUUAUAUCCCUGUUUAAUGUAUAAUUUUAUAUCAAUAACACCAUAAUCAAGGUUCUCUACAAUGAGUGAUCUUCUGCCUUUUUAAAAAUGCUGCACUCUGCAUAGUUGACAGUAGCUUUCAGCAUAUGUGCAUUAGAGACUCAAAUAGUCUCUGAAAAAUGGAUGACUUUUCAAAAGUUGUUUCAGUUUAUUUUGCAUCCUGACUUUCAGAAGAAAAAGUAUCUGUGUGCAGCUCAUUGGAAGCUCAGGUGUUUCUGCAGUGAUAAUUUGUUGAGAGGUUUUUUUUACAUCACCAUCUGAAUGCAAACAGAUUAUUUUCAUUACUGCAGACCCACAGAAGUUAGUGUUGCUUAAAAAGUUUCAAAGGGUUUAGUCUAUAUUUUAGAUCCUUUAAAGCAAAAUGUCCUUGAAAAGUGACUUUAACUCCUUAAAUUAAUGUUUGAGAGCGUAACAUAGAAUUGUGCCUUUAGCUGAUAAUGAACACUUAAACUAUUACACGUGUUGCCUUACUGUCAGAGAAGGUAAAAGGGAACAGGGCAUUUAUGUAGAAUACUUUAAAUGAACACAAAUUGUGAUACAGCAAGUUCAGUUUUGUUUACAACUUGCCCCCCACCACCAGUCAACCCUGGGAGCUGUUUUACUUACCUUGAAGAAUUCUACUUGCAGUAUUUGAAAGCUGGCUUUGCUUUUGAAAGUAAGUGAUGUUCAUUUUUUAUAUAUUUUCCAAACUCAAAGGAUAUAUUAAAGCCAUAAGUGAAGACU
This is a messenger RNA of Malaclemys terrapin pileata, 4908 nucleotides long. It is a transcript of the gene HDAC9, whose product is annotated as histone deacetylase 9. NCBI's taxonomy places the organism in Eukaryota, Metazoa, Chordata, Testudines, Emydidae. The transcript has 27 exons. Gene Ontology annotation, biological process: negative regulation of transcription by RNA polymerase II; chromatin organization. The coding region runs from base 197 to 3478 and encodes 1093 amino acids. Gene Ontology annotation, cellular component: histone deacetylase complex. Gene Ontology annotation, molecular function: histone deacetylase activity. The record is from RefSeq and is a predicted model, not a curated record.